Messenger RNA from Ylistrum balloti, 1818 nucleotides. RefSeq names its product MYG1 exonuclease-like. Gene Ontology annotation, cellular component: nucleus; cytoplasm. The transcript has 8 exons. The coding region runs from base 70 to 1098 and encodes 342 amino acids. Lineage: Eukaryota; Metazoa; Mollusca; Bivalvia; Pectinida; Pectinidae. The record is from RefSeq and is a predicted model, not a curated record.
GCGCGUGGCUGGAAAACGAUAGCCAAGGCAUUACAGUUUGUGUCCCCACUCAUUACUGCUGCAAAGCCAAUGUCUACUAGCAGUCCUCCAGCAAAGAAAGCUAAAUCAGACAUGAAGAUUGGAACACAUAACGGAUCUUUCCAUUGUGAUGAGGUUUUAGCAUGCUUUCUCUUAAGACAACUCCCAAAGUACAAAGAUGCACAGAUUACAAGAACACGUGACCCUGCUUUACUGGACACAUGUGAUAUAGUUGUUGAUGUUGGAGGAAUAUUUGAUGCAGAGAAAAACAGAUUUGACCACCACCAAAGGACUUUUAAGGAAACCAUGAAUAGCCUAAACCCAAAAAAGCAUUGGAAUACCAAACUGAGCAGUGCUGGACUUGUGUAUCUCCACUUUGGACAUGAGGUUCUGAAACAAAUACUCGAGUUAACUGAUGACGAUCCAGUCCUAGACAUAGUGUACGACAAAGUUUACGAUAACUUUGUGGAAGAGAUUGACGCUGUGGACAACGGUAUUGAUCAGUAUGAUGGAGAAGCAAGGUAUCAAAUAAGUACAACUCUCAGCAAUCGUGUUCGACACCUCAACCCAAACUGGAAUGAGGAUGCUGAAGAGGAGGUCCAGUUUAAGAAAGCCUACGACAUGGUUGGAGCGGAGUUUCUAGAUAGGGUUCUGUAUUACAAAAAGUCCUGGAUUCCUGCUCGGGAGCUGGUAGAACAAGCAAUCAAGGAAAGAGCAGAGGUUGACCCAAGUGGGGAGAUUGUGACUCUGAAAAGUGGUGGCUGUCCCUGGAAGGACCACCUGUUUAACAUUGAGGAGGAAAUGUGUCUGUCUCCAAAACUCAAAUAUGUCCUGUAUACAGACAACAGUAAGAAGUGGAGGAUACAGUGUGUCCCUCUAAAGAUAGGCUCCUUUGAAAACAGACUUUCUCUCCCAGAGGAAUGGCGAGGUAUACGAGAUGCUGAAUUGUCAGAAAAGUCUGGUAUUCCUGGCUGUAUAUUUGUACAUGCUGGAGGUUUUAUAGGAGGGAAUGAAACUUAUGAUGGUGUUCUAGAAAUGGCUAGGAGGAGUCUCAAACAACAGAAUAAAAAUGGUUCCUAAACCCAUACCACAAGAAAGCGGCGGAGAUACAUGACACUAGCAAUUCUGAUGAGAGUGAAUGUUCACUGGAUACUAAAGGAAUGUUUCCAUCAUCAGAACAAUAAUUGUCUGGCUACUACAAGAUAAAAGUGUUUAAAUGUUAGGAAAAGAAUUCUCAAAUUUGAUAAUCAUAAUUGUGUCGCCUGCAGAGCUGACAGACACUAUGGAAUCACUUUGUCCGUUGUCACGCGUCGUCGUCUGUACGAAAGUUUUCUGGACUUUUUUCGGUAAUACUUCGAGUUAUCAAAAUGAAAUGUGGCAUAUGGCUUUUUGUUGCAAGGGUACAGAUUAAGAUCGAUUUCCGGCUGUCUGUGACCUUUUUUGGUAGAGUUAUGCCCCUUUGAACUUUGAACUUUGUUUUCUUGACUUUCUUUGGUUAUGCUUCAACUUAUAGAAAUGAAAUUUGGUAUUACAACUUUAUGGUUGAUGGUUGAACAUCCAGUUCAAUUUCUGGGUGAUCGUGACACUUUAUGCAGGCGACACACAGUUCCGAGGAACUCUUGUUCAAACUAUGUGCAGACUGCCUUGCAAGAAAUCAGAGUUUCAAGUCUGUUGAACAUGGACUCUUAGAAAUACUGCAUUUAUGUUUAAGAUGAUAUUAGAUAUAAGAACAAUUUUAUCCACAGAUAUUCACAGACUCCACAUUUUGUUUAUAUUUCAUUGCCAAUAAAAAAAAACAAC